Ipomoea nil (Japanese morning glory) is the source of this 1773-nucleotide messenger RNA. Its product is annotated as E3 ubiquitin-protein ligase Hakai. The transcript has 5 exons. The record is from RefSeq and is a predicted model, not a curated record. The coding region runs from base 237 to 1619 and encodes 460 amino acids. Gene Ontology annotation, biological process: protein ubiquitination; regulation of cell adhesion. Gene Ontology annotation, molecular function: ubiquitin protein ligase activity. Lineage: Eukaryota; Viridiplantae; Streptophyta; Magnoliopsida; Solanales; Convolvulaceae.
ACUAACCCUAUUCUCCUAAUUUUCACAAUUGACGUUUUCUUGCGACGUUGCUGUAGUUUUAUGGAGAUGGCGGACUGCAGAACAGCGGUGGAGUGACGACGGUCGGACGGCUAGCUGAGGGUUUAACUGAAGAGCGCGAAGGUGAAAGGGUUCUGGAUUCUGAAUUUUUUGAAAAACAUUAUUUAAGUUGAAGAACUCAGAUUGGUUGUUUAGGGAGGAAAGAAAUAUUGGAAGAGAUGCUUCAGAUUAAGCUCAGAAAGCCAUCCAGUGAAAGUGGGGGUCCUGCAAAGCCCUUACCCGUAGAUAGCAUUACUGUUGCAUGCCCUGAUCACCUUGUCUUAGCUGAUCUUCCUGUAGCUAAGAGCCUUGGUUUGGCAAGUACUGCAUCCAUUUCAAAAGCUGUUGGCCGCAAAUCCCGUCGUCAGCUUGGGGAGCGAGUGCAUUUUUGUGUUCGUUGCGAUUUCCCUAUUGCUAUUUAUGGGCGUCUGAGCCCAUGUGAGCAUGCAUUCUGUUUGGAUUGUGCAAGGAGUGAUUCUCUCUGCUACCUCUGUGAUGAACGCAUUCAGAAGAUACAGACAAUAAAAUUGAUGGAAGGGAUUUUCAUCUGUGCAGCUCCUCACUGUCUUAAGUCGUUCAUAAAGAAGAAUGAGUUUGAGGCUCAUAUUCAUGGAAACCAUGCUGACCUCCUCCAUCCAAAUGCAGAAAAAGAAGGAAAUGUGUCAGACACUGCCAAUGCUAGAAAACCUGCAGCCUCAGAUUCGUCUGUUCAAGCACCCCCUAGGUCUGCCUUCUCUCCUAGUCCAGGUUCCCAGGUUCAUGAUCGCGAAGACAAAGCUAGCCAUCUGCCAUCAAAGCUCACACAACCUUCUGCUGGGCAAAUUCAAAGUCAUCAAACAGAGAAUCAGGGUGAUAGUAAUCCUCCCCCCGGUUUUGAGAGGUCUGGACUCCAGAAUCAGUUUCCUCAGCAGACUUUUGAGACGCAGGGUGGGAUGAGGCAAGAACCGGGCCAAUUUCAAGACAAGCAACAAGGAGUUGUUGGAGCAUCUCCUUUUCCUGAAUACCCUAUUAAUGUUCCUCAACCUCAUGGUUUUAUGCCUGUUAAUCCAAAUCCAGUUUUGGCCCCCCCUCAAUUUGGUUACCCUCAUUUUGUACCUGAUGGAGCCCAACAAUAUUAUGGCGCCCCGUAUGAUAUGCGAAGGCCAGACUCAGCAGCAGAAGUUGGAUCCGAGCAAGGAUCAUUACUGGGUUUUCCACCUGGUCCUGCAGGGGCUGCAAAUUUUGCAGAAGCUUACCCUCGGCCAUGGAAUAUGGGGCAGGCUGUUGGGCCUUUUGAUUCUACUGCAGUUCAUGGAUUUAUGGAUGGUUUCAUGAAUGCACCUGAUCCUCAAGGAAGAAACGCAUUCUUUCAAGGAAAUUCUGCAGGAUUGCCUCCAAAUAUGCCUCCUGCCUCUUCUUCGUCGGCCAACAAAGGAUUAGAAACCGGACAGGGUGGAUAUUCGGUGGAUGGGAAGACUGUUCUGGCACCACAACCUAUGCCUCUCCCUCCUCCUCCUCCUUUGCCUCCCCAUAUGCACCAGCUCCAAAGAGGCAGAUCCUAUUCUGGUGAUACAGAGUCAUGAUACCAGGACUUAACAAGAGAAGCAUGAUAGCCAAAAUUAGCCUUUCUGUUUACUGUUUAAUGUUUGUUUGUAACCUUUUUUUGCUUACAGUUGUCCUUGUUGAAUGUGUUUUGUAAUGGAAACUGAUAGCAUCAAUAAGUGAAGUCUUUUGCGG